Messenger RNA from Trichoplusia ni (cabbage looper), 2950 nucleotides. It is a transcript of the gene l(2)dtl, whose product is annotated as protein lethal(2)denticleless. Gene Ontology annotation, molecular function: protein binding; protein-macromolecule adaptor activity. Lineage: Eukaryota; Metazoa; Arthropoda; Insecta; Lepidoptera; Noctuidae. Gene Ontology annotation, cellular component: nucleus. The transcript is spliced from 4 exons. The record is from RefSeq and is a predicted model, not a curated record. Gene Ontology annotation, biological process: mitotic G2 DNA damage checkpoint signaling; proteasome-mediated ubiquitin-dependent protein catabolic process. Bases 422 to 2452 code for a protein of 676 amino acids.
GGUUCUAAUGUAUUAGAACCGUGUUGCGACAAAGAGAACGAACCUAUUAUUGUCUAUGAUGUGAUUUAUGGUUUCAUAACCGAAAACCGAUAAUUUUGCUUAACAUUUACUUACAACUUCAUUGAUUUCUGCAGCUGUUUAUUUUCUGUUGGGACAGCCAUCGCAAGCAUUGUAAAUUGCAUCACAUAAAUAAAACAGUGGCCAUUACAGAACAACAAAACGCGUUGUUUUGAUUUUGAAUUGACAUUUCGUUUUGUUAUCUUUACUCUCCCCUCUUUUUCGCGCCAUGUCCUGCAAGUCAAUUAUAUUGCUCAGAUAGCUCAGAACGUUCUGUUUGUUUUCUAUAGAAUUCCAUGGAAAAAUCUAGGCAAUAAUCGCAUAAAGUUUUGUGACUUUGUAGUGCAAUCGAUAAUGCUCGAAAAUGAAUGACAUUCAGUGCUUAAUCGAUCGUCAACUUGGAAUUUAUUGUCGGUUGAAUUAUGAUAACAUCUUAAAGCGGCUAAUAGUGGACAGUGAGGAAUCCUACUACGGGCUGCAGAAUGCUAACAUUCCGGCUAGUUUUGACCAGGACCCUCCGAUAUUUGCUUGUCGAUUCUCAGAAGCUCCCGGUUAUGAACACAUACUCGCCCUCGCUAAUGAGGACGGACGAGUGGCUAUUCAGGAUACAUCCACGGUAACGUCUGCUAGCACGUUGGAAGGGUUUCAGUGUCACAAUAAUGCCGUAUUUGACCUGGCUUGGAUGCCCAAGCAUAUGAAUUUUGUAACUGUAUCAGGUGACCACACAGCUUGUCUGUGGGAUGUAGCAGAAGGAAUUCCUAAAAGGGUCCUUGUGUUCUCCAACCACACUAGAUCUGUCAAGACUGCGGUGUUCCGGCCCACAGAGCCCUCAGUGUUUGCCACAGGAGCAAGGGAUGGACACAUUCUAGUCUGGGAUAUAAGAGCGAAUAACCAACCCUCUGUUGUACUGAAACCUGAUAACUGCCUCAUGAAUUGCCAUUCUAGUUUCAACCCUAAGACUCCAGGCUCACAUAGUAAGCGACCCCGCAUUGAUAAUCACCGAGCCAUCAGCAUCACUGGGCUUGUGUUUCAAGAUGACAUGACUCUUAUUUCUUGUGGGGAAUGUGAUGGCAACAUCAAAGUGUGGGAUCUUCGUAAAAACUACAACAUUUACAAGAGGGAGCCUCUGCCGAAACACUCUAUACCCUACUGUGGCAGUUCUACCAAAAAUGGAUACACUAACUUGAUCAUAGAUGAUGCUAGAAUGAGGUUGUAUGCUAGUUGUAUGGAUAAUGUUAUUUACUGUUUCAACAUAUCCACAUACAACGCCAUGCCAGAGCAGAGGUACAUAGGCCAUGAAAACAGCACAUUCUACAUCAAGACAUGCCUCAGUCCCGACAGCAUGUACCUGGUGAGCGGCAGCAGCGACAAGAACGCGUACAUCUGGAACGUGAAGUACUCGCAGCCGGUGGUGAAGCUGGCGGGGCACUGGGCCGAGGUGACCUGCGCGGCCUGGUGUCCGCGCGGCGACACCAAGCUCGUCACCUGCAGCGACGACGCGAGGCACAAGAUCUGGCGCGUGGGGCCCGAGCUGCCCCCGCCGGGCCCCGAGCGGGCCCCGCCCGGGCCCGCGCCCGGCCGCGCGGAGGUCGUGCCUAGCCAGCCCGGGCCCGGCCUGCCGCACUGGGGCGCGCUCGACAAGACUCCCAACUCCAUGAAGAGGAAACAGAUAACCACGCCAGGUUCCUACAGUGCUAAACGGUUACGCACUCAAGGCAACGGUUCUGUUAGAAAAACGAAACGAUGUCUCACCGAUUUGAUGAAUGCUUCGAAGGACGCCGAAGAAGCUGAAUUGUCAAUAAAAAGACUGAAAUUAGAUCCCUGCAUCGAAGAAUGUGAACCAAAGCUAUUGCCGGCUGGAAUUAAGCGGCACGGAGACUGUCUCGAUGACAGUCCGACAAAAAAUUACCAUACGGACGCUUCAAAUGAUUGGUGCUACAUACCAAAAGCAGGUACAUCUUUCAUGACACCCACCAAGAACUAUGAAAGUAAAAACUGUAAAUUACUUUCACCUAAGGGAUUGAAAUUGCUAUCUCCAAAUACUUCAGACAACAAAGCCCCUGACCAAGUGACUCCGCAGAAAGUUAGAAUCAUAUCAUUCACCACACCCACUAAGAACCUUCCCAACUACGUACUGGACGGAGAAGCGCCUCACCUCAGACUCAUGUCACCCGUCAAGAAAAAAGACGCCACGACAGACUGGCUCACUCUCAUGGUUCGCGAGAGGAAGGGUAAAUUUCCAGAUGUUUCUGAAAAGUUACAACUGACAGCACCUCUCAGCCCUAAAGAGAAUAUACCGGCACGUAGAAAUUCUGUCACGGAGAAAACGCCUAAAUCUAGUAAGAAAAAUAGAACAUUAUUUAAAUAUUUUACAGUCGCUGUCAAAGAGAAAUGAAAUGAUUGUCGUAGGUAUAAUACGCUAAUUUUAAGCUAAAAUGGACUGAUUUAUUGUAUUUUUGUGAAAGAGCUUAAGUCAUGUAAUAGUCGACAUUACGUUUUGUGAUUUAUUUUUAAUGUGUUAAAAAUUUGCUUACUCAAGGAUAUACUGUAGUUUCAAUGCUUGUGGUAAUCAUGUUCCUAAAUUGCGUAGAGAGAGAGAGAGAGAGGCGACAAAAUAUCUAGAUGCUGAUAAAAAAACACAUCUAGUUCAGAUCCUUGGGCAUGUAAUCUCGAAAGUUUUUAAUUUUGUGUGAUGCUUCAUAAUAAUAUGAUGUCAUACAAGCUGACGUUUUAUUUUUGACUAGUAAAAUUCAAUACUGCAUGUUAUACCAAUAUACAUUUUGAUCUGAUAUUAAAAUAGUAGCUAUUGAAGCCAAGUGUAUUUGGAAAAUUGAAUUUACUACUCCUAAUUUAUUGCAUUUAAUUGAUGAAUAAAUCAAUAUUCUAAUUCUAA